Molecule: messenger RNA, 1397 nt
Organism: Fragaria vesca subsp. vesca
Lineage: Eukaryota; Viridiplantae; Streptophyta; Magnoliopsida; Rosales; Rosaceae
Product: transcription factor E2FC-like
Exons: 13
Coding region: 1-1233 (410 amino acids)
Biological process (GO): regulation of transcription by RNA polymerase II
Cellular component (GO): RNA polymerase II transcription regulator complex
Molecular function (GO): RNA polymerase II cis-regulatory region sequence-specific DNA binding; DNA-binding transcription factor activity, RNA polymerase II-specific; protein dimerization activity
Source: RefSeq, a predicted model, not a curated record
AUGGAGGAUCCGAGUCGCCUACCUCGCCCGGCUCAAUUCCAGUACCAUCUUCUACAUCCUCACUCGCUCCAGACUCCCAGCUCUUCUCUGCCGUCGAAUCCACGCCGUGUCCGCCGCUUCACUCCGCCGCCGGACCAUCAAGACUCCAAACCUCAAGGCGUUUCUGACAAGGCUCUCACUUCACGCGCCGACGCGUACGCCGCUUUCUCUAAGCUUGAGUUGGGGAAGAUUAAAGAAGAACCAGAUAAUUGUGAGGCUCAGACAUGUGGGCAGGCAACUGCUGCUGAACAGAAGAAUGUACUUAAUGCUCCUGUAUCCACUAUACCAAAGUCGUGGACAGGUGUGCAGAAGUUCACUAAAUCAAAGGUUGCUAAGCUUAUAAAAUCCGAGGCUGUAAAUAUGGAGUCUCAAAAUGGCAUGGCUCCAGUUACUAGUUGCCGAUAUGACAGUUCUUUAGGGUUGUUAACCAAGAAAUUCGUCAGAUUACUUCAGGACACCAAGGAUAGAACUCUUGAUUUAAACAAAGCAGCAAAGGUGUUGGAGGUUCAAAAGAGGAGGAUAUAUGAUAUUACAAAUGUUCUCGAAGGAAUCAAUUUGUUGGUAAAAGUCUCAAAGAACCACGUCCGCUGGAAGGGCCAUGUUGUACCGGUGGAACUGGAUGAUCAUGUUUCUAGAUUAAAGGAGGAGGUCGAAUCUUUAUCUGCUGAAGAAUGCAGGCUUAAUGACGCUAUAAGGAAAAAACGAGAGCUUAUAAGGACUGUGAAGGAAGAUAGGAACAAUAAAAAGUACCUCUUUUUGAAGGAGGGAGAUAUCUUGAGCCUUCCCUGCUUCCAGAAUCAAACUCUUAUUGCAAUAAAAGCUCCUCAUGCUAGUACUAUUGAAGUUCUUGAUCCUGAUGAGGAUAUUGAUUUUCCCCAAGGACAGUACAGAAUGACAGUCAGAAGCGCCACGGGACAGAUAGAUUGUUACCUGUUAAGUGAUUACCAAAGUCAACAACAAGGCAUUACCGUUAAGCAGGAAAACUCAACAAGCUCAUCUCCUUGCAGUAACACUGGCUAUUGCAGAAUGGAAGAUGGAGGGAUGUCACCAGAAUUUCACAGCUUACCAGACACAGAGCCAGAGGCAUCUUCUGGGAUGCAGAAAAUUGUUCUUUCACACUUAAAUGCCAACGAUGACUAUUGGUUUAGAUCAGAACCAGAAGUCAGCCUUACUGAUCUCUGGGCAACUAAUUAAACAACCCCCUUGUAGACAAUUCUGUGAAGAGUGCUGCAGGGUUUGGGUUUGGCUGUAACCUAACUGUAAAUAGGUACGAGGUUGUUAAUUCUUCCAGACGACAUGAAAGACGGUGCUCUUUCGUGUUCCAGAUGCAAAUCGUGUAUCAAGUUUUUUUCGUUUUU